AUGGGUGAUUCCAAUCGCUUGGAGGAGCUUUUGAAGAGACCUCUCUAUGUCUAUGAUCUUCCGCCCGAGCUUCUCACGACUCUAAGCGCAAAAACCGCGAACCAGCCUGUCGCCGAACAAGCCCAACAAGUCUCCGAGGCCACCCCCAAGAAUGCAGAGAUCGCAGCGCAAGAGCCUGCGAUUGCAACAUCGACACUAUGCUCCCUCUGCAAUGUCACCUAUCUCAAUGUGCAAGAGCAACGGAGCCAUGUUCGCUCCGAUCACCACCGCUAUAACAUCAAAGCGCAACUCCGCGGCAACGCGCCGCUCGAUGAGAUCCAAUUCGCAAAGGCAGUUGGAGAGCUGGACGAAUCUAUAUCGGGAUCGGAGUCAUCCGAAUCGGAGGAGGACGAGGCUGAUGGAAAUGGUGACACCACCCUCACGGCUUUGCUGAAAAAGCAAGCCAAGCUGUCGGAGGCGAAUGAGGAGGCGACAACUGCCGUGACAGGAGGGUCACCAAAAAAUCCCCUCUUUUGGUUCUCAAGUUCGGGCUUGCCGUCGAAUAAGUCCCUGGGGAUUUAUAGGGCGAUAUUCUCAAACGUUGAGCAGGAUGCACCUGCCCACUUGGUGGAAUCGCUGCGCAAGAAGCAACUCGCUCCAGUCAAGGCGCGGACCAAUAAUGCGCAGAUCCAAAAGGACCUGUCGGCUACUGGUCCCCACAUCUUUAUGUGUAUGAUUGGUGGUGGCCAUUUUGCGGCAAUGGUGGUGUCCCUUGCACCCGAAAUUCACCGGAAACAAGGUGGCGUGGAGGAUAGGCAGGCGAGAGUCAUUGCGCACAAGACCUUCCAUCGAUAUACAACGCGACGUAAGCAAGGUGGUUCCCAGUCAGCCAGCGAUGCCGCCCGAGGAGCUGCCCAUUCAGCGGGUUCUAGCUUGCGUCGCUACAACGAAGUUGCACUGGAGAAGGACAUUCGGGACCUUCUUGCGGACUGGCGGCAAAUGAUCGACAGUGCGGAACUUUUGUUCGUUCGUGCGACGGGAAAGACCAACAGGAGGAUUCUAUUCGAGAGAUAUGAGGGACAUGUCUUCAAACAAAACGACCCUCGACUGCGCGGCUUCCCCUUCAAUACUCGUCGAGCCACCCAAGGUGAGCUCAUGCGAUGCUUCAAGGAGUUGACCCGGGUGAAAAUCAGCGAGAUCGAUGAGGCUGCUCUGGCAGCUGCGGCAGAAGCAGCAAAACGAAAGGAAGAGUCUAAACCCACCACGCCACGCCCACAACCUCAAAAGCCGAAGCUGUCCAAGGAAGAGGAGGCUGCACUAUUACACACAUCCCAGAUUCAAGCCCUCAUCCGGCGCUCCAAAGUCCCGGCGCUCAUGUCUUAUCUCUCCAACAACUCAAUCACCUCAUCCUUCUCCUUCCAGCCUGCCGAUUCACCCCAAAACUUUCGCUGUCCCACCCCUCUCCAUCUCGCUGCCAACAACAACGCCCCUGCUAUCGUGAAUGCUCUCCUUACUCGAGCCAACUCCGACCCAACUGUUUUCAAUGGCGAAGGUCGGACCCCGUUCGAACUUUGUGGGGACCGCCCUACCCGGGAUGCAUUCCGUAUAGCACGGCAUGAGCUCGGGGAGUCGAAGUGGAAUUGGACGGCAGCAAAGGUCCCGGCUGCUAUUUCCAAAGCAGACGCAGAUAGCCGAGCUGAAAGAGAACGGAAGGAAGCGGUAGAAGAGGAGGCUAAUCGACGCAAGGCCAGUUUGGAACGUCUGAAGAAGGAGGAUGCCGAGAGAGCUGCACAGCAGAUAUCGAAAUCUGGCGGGCGAACUCUGGGAGCCGUGGAGAAGACGGCAGCUGAAAAGCGCGACGAGGAGACUCGAGGUAUGACACCAGAGAUGAGAAUGAAAUUAGAAAGAGAAAGGCGAGCGAGGGCUGCAGAAGAGCGUUUUCGAAGGAUGCAGGGGAACUAG
Molecule: messenger RNA, 1941 nt
Organism: Penicillium brasilianum
Lineage: Eukaryota; Fungi; Ascomycota; Eurotiomycetes; Eurotiales; Aspergillaceae
Source: the annotation of a GenBank genome assembly